Messenger RNA from Symbiodinium sp. CCMP2456, 1134 nucleotides. Lineage: Eukaryota; Dinophyceae; Suessiales; Symbiodiniaceae. The record is from the annotation of a GenBank genome assembly.
GCGUGGAAGAUCUGGAACCAACGCCGCAAGGACCUGCGCGCACAUGGACUUGGGUGGUGUUUGCCUGCGCAUGGUCGACCAUGAUGGUAAAUACCGGCACCUUCUCCGCCGGCGCUGCGACGCUGAGUCUCGGUCUCUCCGUGCACGAAACACUGGCGGGCCAGGCGGUGGGUGCCUUUCUGCUUGCUGUUGGCUUGUCCCUGAACGCUGCACCGGGCGUCAAGUACGGAAUUCCUUUUCCCGUCCUGGCACGCAGCUCCUUCGGAAGCGGAGGCGCGCAUUUCUGCACCCUCACACGCGGGGCCGUGGCCAUAAUGUGGCUCUCGUUCCAGUCAUGGCAGGGUGCCUUGGGACUCUAUGCAGCCCUCGUGCGCUGCGUGGGGAAGGAGUCCGUGCAGUACUGGGGAAAGCUUGGCGCAGAACUCGAUGUCGUGAAGCUGACCAUCUUUUUGGCUUACCUGAUGAUGCACGCAGCGCUCAUCCAGCUGGGUUUCCAGAAGCUGAAGCGUGCAGUUUACUGGACCCUACCGGGUCUCAUCAUCGGCAUGGCCGGUAUCGCUGUUUGGGCAGCUACCUUGAGUCCGAUCUCAGAAGCCCUGGAAGCUGCGGAGGAGAAGGGACCCGACCACAUCGAAGGAUCUAAGGCCGUGGCCUUCAUGGCGGCGGUGAACUCCAGCCUCGGUAGUUGGUCAACUCUGCUUCUGAACGUUUGCGACCUUAGCCGCUUCUCUCCCACACAGAAGGACCAGGUCUGGGGACAAGCGGUGGGAGUGCCGGUGCCCUUUCUCGCCACCCUCUUUGUCGGAAUGUGGGUUGCUGGAGCCACGAAAGUCGCCUUCGGCAGCGCCGUCUGGCAGCUUCCUUCGAUAUUCGGCCACUGGCAUCCAGUGAUCAGUGUUCUGGGCGCACUGGUGCUGUCCAUCGGGACGCUGGUUGUAAACAUCUUGGCCAACAUCCUGUCUCCCAUCAACGACAUCAUGAACCUGGCACCGAAGCGCUUCACCUACCGCGGCUGCGGCUUCUUCGUCCUUCUCCUCUCUUUCGCUGUUUGCCCCUGGUGGACCUUCUCUGGCAAGGUCUCCUUUGUGCUCAGCUUUCUCUCCGGCUACGCCAUGGUCACGGGCGCCAUCGCUG